GCUACUAGACCGAGGUUUGGCUUUGUGAGAAAGGGGGGGACCUUCUGCUGCUGCACCGGGAGACGGAGACGUGUUUGAGGCGGAUAUAAGAGCAGUCUGCGCCGGGGCUUCAUUUACAGCUGAUCCGUGGCUGAAGAGGAUGACGCUCUCCUGAAUCUCCACCCCCCCCGGCCCCCUUUCAUCCUUUUCCACACCACCGCCCUCCGCCAUGAACCACACCCCCAGCCCCCACCUGUCCGACGGCGGUAAGUCGUCCGGGGGCGGCCUGCUGUGCAGCCUGGGUCUGGGGUCCGACAGGGGGAUCCGCUCCCCGGACAGCCUCAUGCACACCCCGAGCCCCACGGGUGGAACCCCCAGCUCCAGCCCACCGCUGCUGCUGUCGCCGGGGCCGGGCGGCUUCGGGUUUGGGUCCCUGGGGGCCAUGGGCGAUGGAGCCGGGGCCGACUGGGAGAGCAGGGAGGAGCUGAGGCUCAGGGAGCUGGAGGAGGCCCGGGCCCGAGCGGCCCAGAUGGAGAAGACCAUGAGGUGGUGGUCCGACUGCACCGCCAACUGGAGGGAGAAGUGGAGCAAGGUGCGUGCGGAGCGUAACCGUGCGCGUGACGAGGUCCGCCAGCUGAGGCAGCGUCUGGACACCCUCACCAAGGAGCUGACCAGCGUCCGGCGGGAGCGGCAGGAGCUGGCCUCGGAGAACGAGACCCUGCGGCAGGAGACGCUGCGCCUCCACGGCGACCACGCCCCUGACGCUCCCGACGCUCCUCCCCCGCCUCCUCCUCCCUCCGCCCCCUCUCCAUCGUCCUCCCCGGCGCACCCUCACGGCACUCCCUCCUCCUCCUCUCCAUCCAUGCCCCCCUCCUCCCCUGCCUCCUCCACCUCCUCCUCUCAGGUCCACGUCGACGGGAAGCCGGACAGGGUUGGGGAGGGACCGCCGGGGUCGCCGGAGCCAGAACCGGUGAGGGACGUGGACCUGGACGGACAAAAGUUGCUUCAACAGAAGGACUUUGAGGUGCUGGAGUCGGUCCUGCGUUCCAGGGCCCCCGACGGAGACACUCAGGAGGCGUGGGAGAGCCGCGGCGGCGUUAACCCGUCCACCUCACGCUCAUCAUCCGCUCUGAGUCGGCAGGAACGCAGCAGGCAGCUGUGGGAGGACAUCGGCACGGUGGAGGAAGACUCCAGCAAACUCAAUGCCCUGCAGCUCCGCCUGGACGAGUCCCAGAAAGUCCUGCUGAAAGAGAGAGACGACAAGCUGGCGCUGAGCAAGAGCAUCGAGAGGCUGGAGGCCGAACUCGCUCAGUGGAAAUUAAAAUACGAGGAGCUCAGCAAGACCAAACAGGAGACCCUCAAACAGCUAAACCUGCUGAAGGAAAUGCACCAGGACGAACUCGGCCGCAUAUCUGAAGACCUGGAGGACGAACUGGGAGCCAGAACCAGUAUGGACAAGAAACUAGCUGAGCUGCGAGCUGAGAUGGAGAGGCUGCAGGUGGAGAAUGCCGCAGAGUGGGGGCGAAGGGAGCGCUUGGAGACGGAGAAACUGGCCCUGGAGAGGGACAACAAGAAGCUGAGAGCUCAGGCCGAAGAUCUGGAAGAGCAGCUGACCAAGAAGCGCCGGCAGGCCGCCUCCGCGCUCGACACCGACCUCAAGGCCAUCCAGACCGAGCUGUUUGAGAGGAACAAGGAGCUCGCCGACCUUCGCCAUGUUCACGCUAAGCUGAAGAAGCAGUACCAGGAGAAGAUGGUGGAGCUCGCCCACGCCAACCGGCGGGUGGACAGCCACGAGGCCGAGGUCAAGAAGCUGCGACUGAGGGUGGAGGAGCUCAAGAAGGAGUUGGGACAGGCAGAGGAUGAGUUGGAUGAGUCCCAUAACCAGACCAGGAAGCUGCAGAGGUCUCUGGAUGAGCAGGUGGAGCAGACUGAGAACCUGCAGGUACAAUUGGAACACUUACAGUCAAGACUGCGGCGGCAGCAGCAGAGUCCCGGUCUGUUUGGGAAGAUGAGAUCGGCUCGGUUCAGUGCCGAAAACCCGGACGUUCAGACCAGCGACAUGGAUGAGGAGGAGGAGGAACUGCAGCUCCAGAUAGCAUGACACGCACACGCACACACACACACACACACACACACACACACACACACACACACACACACACACACACACACACACACACACAUAUAGUGAUACAGGAUAUACUUCUACACAGACAUCAGCAGUCACAUUAGUAAGUUGAAUACUGUUGCUCCUGGGGGAAAAACUUUGUAACUCCAGAAAUAGUAACAUUUUGCAACACAAAGCAGCUGCCUUCUUCUCAACCAGCUUUCUAGAUCUUAAAGGACCGCUCCAACAUUAUGGGAGUAAUUUACCCAGCGUCGGAUCAGAAGGUCAAUACCACUUUUAUCUCUGUGCGUCCACGUGUCUGUGUUGGAUUGAAUUGUUAGGCAAUUGAUUGUUGGCAAUUAUCAUUAAUAACAAAGCAAGCUUUGUUAAAGAAAGAAACUGAGAGAAACCACACAAUUGUUUAUGUGGAGUUUAAACGUGUAAGAAGUGAUGUGACAAAGUUACCACCCAGAAGCAAUGUGAUAAAAACACACCUGAUCCUUACGUAGAACACAAACACAUUCUCAUCUACACUAAGACACAGAAAUGUUUGGACAUACUUACAUUUAAAGACACACAGCAACAGGAUCAAGCCCAGCAGGCGUGUGACAGACAGUAACAGGACGUCCGGACAACGUAAUGCUGAAUGAAAGGAUCUUCAACUUCCACCAAACCACUCUAGCAGAGGCCGACACCCAUUCUUACCUCGUAUCAUCACAAGCAUUACACCUGUAUUACACCUGUCCCAUCUAAACUGUGCUACUGUAUUCAAACAAGCCUCGACCCCACAUCUACAUCACCAGUAUUACUAUUUUCCUCCCAGCUGUCAGCUGGGAAGAAAAUGUAUUUUAUGAGCUUGAAAGUAUUGUUUCCUCACAAGGGAAUGUCAGUUGAAUGUUGUUUUAAGAAUUUCUCCCUAACAUCAAAGAUUCAAAUCCCAUGUGUGUAGAGUUCACAUCCAAUGUUGGGAACACACUACAACACUUUUGGUCUCAUUAAGUGGGAAAGAAUCAGUCCCCAAUCAGUCUCUAUGAAACUGAGAGAAAACCUGGACCGGCCCUUUUACCGCACCUUUCAAAUUUGAGAAACGAAAACUACACGGAGGCUAUAUUUGCGUAUUAUUCUCUUUAAAGACAAAGUCAUAUGCUUGCUUAUCAUUUCGCACACAUAAAAAAUAACAAAUUUUAAAUGACUAACACAUAAUAAGGCCAGCACCAGCCAAAUUUACUUGAGGUUAGGGCUAAACCGAAUGUCAUUUAUUCUAUUUCAUUUGAGGCUACCAUCUGUCAUCUUAUUGGAUGACAUCAUCACCCUUAUAAAAAGGGGGAAAGAAAUGAUUAUUCUUCGUUAUAUUGGUUAUAUAAAUGUAAUUUAUGGUGCUGUUAGACAGCUGACACCCCUUUAAUAUAUGUGUUUGCAGUGGGUCCCCCUCUAUGUGCGGCAAGUGGGAGAGCAAACCGUUUUCUGACCGCUGUAUUUUUGAAAGACUAAACUCCAACAAAUAUGGAUUGUGGAAGAAUAUUUCGUUUGAUAAAAACACGAUGUGAAGAGUCAGAAACAUUCCUACAAGGGUGAAGUUUUUUUUCGUACCCACUUCAACCCGACCCGUUAUGAAAGCCGAUCUACCCAACCCGCAAAAAUAUGCGUUAGUUAACCACCCAAACCGCAAACUGAAUUAUGCUACUUAAUGCAUAAUAGCAGCAUCAUAGUCAGGACUAAGUGAUGCGGCGCUUGUUGUAUGUUUGUUGUUGAAAUAGAGGGUGACAGAGAGAGGGGAAGUGAAGGUGGAAGGUGGACUGUUGCACGCAGUGUUUAUGUAUGUUUUUUUUUCUUACUUGGAAUGCUGUUUUGUCACAUUUUGACCGCCCACCCGAACCUGUGAUAUUUCUAGUAAGCAUACCCACGACCCGCGGGUCAACCAUCAGAUCACUACUACACAUAUCUUAUCUGCAUCUGUGCUGAAAUAUCAGGUUUAAACUGUAAAGACAUGCAAAAAAAAAAAAAAAAAAAAAAAAAGCUGAUUGAAUUGAUUUGAAAUUCAAAUGUAAACGUUAUCAAUGAAGCUUCAAACUUCUUGGUACAGCCCUAGUGGCAGUACACACUAAGCAGCACGUAAUGUUGAGGAACAUUUUUUGCAGGGCGAGUGCUGAAAAGUAUUGUAACUCUCAGUAUUAAUCUGUCUGCGGCUCACAGUGAUGGUUUUAAACAUCAGGGAAAGGGAUUUACCUCCUGCAGUGUUUGAGGGAAAUGUAAACUAGAUGGAGGAUGGAGUGAAAUGCCUGUAACUGUGUCGCACCAGUAUUCUCCUCUUAAUGAACUAGUGAGCAUCACGUUGGUGGAGUAGUUAGCACUGAAACAGCCGAAAGAAGAAUGAUGAUGAUGUAGUGUGUUCCCAUCACAACAGGAACUGCACCUCGACAAUAAACAAAUGUAGCAGAGAAUGUACAAUAUCCUUUUGAAAUGAAGAGAUUGCGGAAUGCAAUGAAUGAGUAUUUCUGUGAAGAGGGAUAUGCACCUGUGUGGAUAUGCACAACUAAAGGCUUGGUUAUAUUAGCAUUUCAAACUGCUACUAAUCUACUGUGUUACCUUAUUGGUAUUACCCAUUAGCAACCAGGCUAAGAACUCGCAAACUGACAGUUACAAACCUAGAUUUUUCCCUAUUCAAAGCUCAAUAUGGUUCCUUGAUUCAUUCAAGGUUUAAAAAUAAAAAUUCCCCACCUUUUUAUGUGGAUGUUCAAUAAGUGUUGAUGGUAAAUGCAGUCUAUUGAAGCAAUCAAUUCCUCAGUACUAUAUUGGCACAGAAAGAUGAGUUCUCAGCUGCAGAAUCUGUUGUUCGCCCUUCAUCCAUCGUUGUCAUUUUACCUGACGGAGACGUAGUUAGAUUCAAGGAAGAACUACUAACUGCUAAUUCAGCAGUGAUUUUCUAGCCUCCACCUUUGGGUAGCCGAGGGUCGUACUCUAUAUGUAGCUUAAAAAAAAGAAAGAAAACGUCCCUCUCUUUACUUGUAUUGCAAACUAGCUACAUUUCCAACAGCGAAAAUGGCUUGCCAGAAUAUAAGUGCAGGAGGAUAUUUGUUGCAUGAUGCCUCCAGGUGUCAGAAGCUUGUGCACAAUGCAUCUUGGAACAUGUAGGCACUGUCCACGUGGCUAGGCAAGCAGAAGAAGUCCGAUUUCUUGGCCAAUAUAGCACUUAGGAAUUUUUUGCUUCAAUGGACUACAAUUACUAUCAACACAGAUUGGACAUCCAUAUGAAUAUGGCGAAUAUUCCCUCAAAUAUCUUAGGUAUUGUCCAUGUUUUCAUUUUUACUGGGGAAAAAAAUCCCAUAAAUCCCAAGUAUUAUUAUCCUGUUAUUCCCCCAGGACUGUAUUCGGUCGAGGUAGAGACUCCUCCAAAGCAGCUUCAGACAUAAUGGGAUAAUGAAACACUCACCGAAACCUACGGGAAUGAAAUUCCCGUAGGCUUAAUACUCGCGGCUCCUUUAAAAUGGCCCACAUAUUCAACAGUAGGGGGAGUGUUGGAUAACACGGCUUUUGGACCGAAGAGCUAAUUUAUUUGUACAAAACUUGACUUGGCUAAAUUUCUCACCUGUGAAAUAGCUCCCGUCUAGCAGAGGACACAUUCAGUUGUGAAAGCAAUAAAACAUUCAUUUAUCUUCUACCACCAUCAGCAGUCACUCUCUGCCUCGGCCUCAUCUCUGACGCUCGAAGGGGACCAAGAUAUUUUUACUGAUCAGGACUCUGAACUAUUUAUGUUGUCGUUGUUACCGUGUAGUUUUUAUAAAUGAUCUGUACCACAGUGGUUUUAUAUUAGCUCUAUAAAU
Messenger RNA from Anoplopoma fimbria (sablefish), 5907 nucleotides. It is a transcript of the gene ccdc102a, whose product is annotated as coiled-coil domain containing 102A. Gene Ontology annotation, cellular component: myosin complex. Lineage: Eukaryota; Metazoa; Chordata; Actinopteri; Perciformes; Anoplopomatidae. The coding region runs from base 209 to 2080 and encodes 623 amino acids. The record is from RefSeq and is a predicted model, not a curated record. The transcript is spliced from 10 exons.